Messenger RNA from Nothobranchius furzeri (turquoise killifish), 2191 nucleotides. The record is from RefSeq and is a predicted model, not a curated record. NCBI's taxonomy places the organism in Eukaryota, Metazoa, Chordata, Actinopteri, Cyprinodontiformes, Nothobranchiidae.
AGGGAGUGCCUAACUAAAUAAAUAUGUUGCAAAAAGGGAAAAGAGGAAUGAGCACAAAUACUUACCUCUAAGAAGCUAAAGAGGGAUUCCAGUGGCCUGAUGAAGAUCGAAGAGUGUCGAAACGCGUAGCCAAAGUGGGAUGGGGACAACUUUAAAAGCCGAAAGGAGCAAAUUGAACGUCAGUUAAUUGAAGGAAAUGGGGACGUUGCAGCAGCUUAUUUGAGAGACAGCUGGUUUGAAGAAACCACGUGAUGACUCAUACUUCCUCUCUGACUGAGGCCUUCCUUUCUUCAUUUACAUUUGAGACACAUGGUGAUGGAGGGAAUGAGAUUUGUGCACAGGGUUGCAAACCUGCAGAAUGCUGUGAAGCAGAUGCCUGUGGCUCAAACUCCUCAACACAGUUCGGUUGCACAAGGAGCAGUUCAGAUGAGGAUACAAAACUCUCAGAGCUCUCAAGACCGCCUCAGUCAGUCCAAAUCUAUGGUGCUGCAGGACUCGGACCUUCCUCCAAAACCUAUAUCCCGACAUCGUAGAAAUCAGUCUCAGCACAAUGUGAUUGUUACAGGAGCCACCAGCCUUGAACCCACGGUGAACCUGAAAGGUGAACACCUUAAUGUGGCAAAAAUUUUGGAGAAGGGCAAGAAACAUAAAAAGAACUGGGGUUUGAUGUUGAUCAUGCUGACUUCAGAGGAGCUGCUGCUUCAUAAAGACAAACAAGAAACAAGUGUGAAAGCAGGGGGUAAAAUUGACGUUGUGUCGCUGUGUGGGGCAACUAUUAAGUGGACAUCAGAAAAGUCAAGCAAGAAAAAUGUUUUCCAGAUUACAACAAAUACAGGAAGUGAGUACCUUCUCCAGUCUGACAUUUACUCCACUUCCAGCAAAUGGCACGAUGCCAUCAAAAAAACAAUUGAGUCAGUGACUAAAGAAGACAGGGGUUUUGCUCUAUGGAGGUCUAACAGCACAGAAUACUUGUCCAGACACAGCUCCUUACCUGGAUAUGGAACAGCGUCCUCGAACAUGAAAAUACAAAACCCAGUUCACAGACGCUCCAUCAAUGUGUUCAGCAGCUCUAAGCUAAAACACAGUGUCUCAGACAGCAUUGACAAGAAUGGAGUGAAGAAUAGACUAAAGAAAUUCAUCAGCAGACGUCCAUCCAUGCAGACUCUCAAGGAGAAAGGACUUAUCAAAGAUCGAGUGUUUGGCUGUCACCUGUUCACACUAUGUGAACGAGAAGGAACCACAGUACCAAAGUUUGUAAGGAUGUGUCUGAAUGCUGUUGAAAAGCGAGGUUUGGAGGCAGAUGGGAUCUACAGGGUCAGUGGGAACCUGGCCACAAUCCAAAAACUACGCUUCCUGGUGGAUCAAGAGGAAGAUCUUGACCUGGACCACAGUCAGUGGGAGGACAUCCAUGUCAUCAGUGGAGCCCUGAAAAUGUUUUUUCGUGAGCUUCCAGAACCACUCUUCCCAUUCAAGUCCUUCCAGCAGUUUGUAGAAGCCAUCCAGAUCAAAGAGUCCAAACUCAAAGUUCAAGCUGUGAAGAAACUGAUCCAAUGUCUGCCCAGAACCAACCAGGACACAAUGAAGCUGCUCUUCAGCCACCUACAGAGAGUCCUGGCUUUCUCUCAGAAGAACCUCAUGUCCACUCAAGGUAUCAGUAUUGUGUUUGGACCAACCCUGAUGUGGCCAGAAUUGGAUGCAGGAAACAUGGCAGUCAACAUGGUGUAUCAGAACCAGAUUGUGGAGUUCAUCUUGAUCAACAGCCAAGAGAUCUUCAACCUGGACAGGAAGUAAGAUGUCAGGGAUUGGAUGAGACUCAAGGACCCAUCAGAACCAGAUUCAUUCAUCUGUUUCACUGAUACGUUCCUUGUUUUAAUCAUGUAAAAAUAAUACAUGUAUUUGAUCAAAAUUUGACAACAGUUUUUAAACCCAGUUUGAACUUUGUUUUAGCAAAUUCAUUUUCCCAAAGAUAGACACAAUUAGAAUGUGGGUAUAGACAACAAAACAGUAUAUUCUUGUGCUCUCUGAAACAUGGCUAAUGAUGGAUUGAGUUGACUGGCUUUGUGAACUGUUUUGAUUGUACUUUUGUAACUUGUUAUGUUUUUAUUGAGCUUUAGUAACUUAUUGUGCUGUAUGAAUGAUAGCAGCUGGCCAUAAAGCAGUUACCUGCAGGACCAAUAAAACUUUUAUUCAA